AUGAGUCCCCUACCUGAGGAAUUCGAUAUUAUCGUUUGCGGUGGUGGGAGUUGUGGAUGUGUAGUGGCUGGUCGUCUGGCAAAUUUGGAUCAUAAUCUUAAAGUCCUUCUGAUCGAGGCCGGAGAGACUAACCUCAACAACCCAUGGAUCUUCAGGCCAGGGGUCUACCCCCGGAACAUGAAGCUGGACUCGAAAACGGCAUCCUUCUAUGAAUCUCGCCCAUCUAAGUGGCUCUCCGGCAGAAAAGCUGUAGUUCCGUGCGCCCACGUUUUGGGAGGAGGUUCCAGUAUCAACUUCUUGAUGUACACGCGCGCUUCAGCUAGUGACUACGAUGACUUCCAGGCCAAGGGAUGGACUACUAAGGAACUCCUUCCGCUCAUGAAGAAACAUGAGACCUAUCAACGAGCUUGCCAUAACAAGGAUCUCCAUGGAUUCGAAGGGCCGAUCAAGGUUUCAUUCGGCAAUUACACGUAUCCAGUAAAGGAGGACUUCCUUAGGGCAGCAGAAUCUCAAGGUAUCCCCGUCGUCGAUGAUUUGCAAGACUUAAGUACCGGCCACGGCGCCGAACACUGGCUGAAGUGGAUUAAUCGCGACACCGGCCGACGUAGCGACAGCGCCCACGCAUACGUUCAUUCGACUCGCGCCGUCCAUGAUAAUCUCUAUCUAGCUUGUAAUACCAAGGUAGAUAAGAUUAUCAUUGAGAACGGUAGGGCCGUAGCUGUUCAGACAGUGCCAACCAAGCCGCUUCACCCCAGUCAACUAAAGACUCGCACCUUCAGAGCCCGAAAGCAGAUCGUCGUGUCCGGAGGCACGCUUUCUUCCCCGCUAAUCCUCCAACGAUCCGGCAUCGGCGACCCCGAUAAGCUAAAGAAAGCUGGAGUUGAGCCUAUUGUCAACCUGCCCGGUGUGGGCCUCAACUUCCAAGAUCACUAUCUGACCUUCUCCGUAUACCGCGCGAAACCCGAGACGGAAAGCUUCGAUGAUUUCGUUCGAGGUGUACCUGAAGUACAGAAGGCGGUAUUUGAUGAAUGGGCGGCGAAGGGAACCGGGCCACUUGCUACCAACGGUAUCGAUGCUGGCGUGAAGAUUCGCCCAACGGAAGAGGAACUUAAGGAGUUCGAGUCUUGGCCUACCCCACAAUUUAACGAGGGCUGGAAGUCAUAUUUCAAGAACAAGCCGGAUAAGCCGGUGAUGCACUAUUCCAUCAUCGCUGGUUGGUUUGGUGAUCACAUGCUACUCCCACCCGGUAAAUUCUUUUCCAUGUUUCACUUUCUCGAGUAUCCAUUCUCGCGAGGAUUCACCCAUAUAAAGUCUGCCGACCCCUACGAGGCUCCAGACUUUGACCCGGGUUUCAUGAACGACGAGCGCGACAUGGCACCGAUGGUAUGGGGUUAUAUUAAGAGCAGAGAGACGGCGCGUCGCAUGGAAGCCUACGCCGGAGAGGUCCAGGCGAUGCACCCUUUCUUUGACUAUGACUCUCCAGCCAAAGCCAACGAUAUGGAUCUCGAGACCACUCGACGUUACGCCCUCCCCGGUAAUCUAAGCGCCGGCUUGCAACAUGGUAGCUGGAGUACUUAUAACCCCGAGCCGUCCAGGAGACCGGAAGCCAACAUCCUAAACAGCAACAAGGCGGACAUCCGAGACGAGCUCAAGUAUAGCAAGAAAGAUAUCGAGGCCGUCGAGGAGUGGGUUAGGAGGCACGUAGAGAGCACGUGGCAUUGCCUAGGUACCUGCUCUAUGGCCCCGAAGGAGGGCAACAGCAUCGUUAAGCACGGUGUCCUAGACGAGCGCUUGAACGUCCACGGCGUCCAGGGCCUCAAGGUGGCAGAUCUUAGUAUAUGUCCCGACAACGUUGGUUGCAAUACAUACUCUACCGCUCUUCUUAUUGGCGAGAAGGCAGCAACGCUAGUUGCCGAAGACCUCGGAUAUUCCGGCGAAGCGCUCGACAUGAAAGUCCCGACCUAUAACGCGCCGGGCGAACUGGUACUUCCGUACCGCGUGUAA
This is a messenger RNA of Daldinia loculata, 2004 nucleotides long. RefSeq names its product putative alcohol oxidase. The record is from RefSeq and is a predicted model, not a curated record. Gene Ontology annotation, molecular function: oxidoreductase activity, acting on CH-OH group of donors; flavin adenine dinucleotide binding. The coding region runs from base 1 to 2004 and encodes 667 amino acids. The transcript is spliced from 11 exons. NCBI's taxonomy places the organism in Eukaryota, Fungi, Ascomycota, Sordariomycetes, Xylariales, Hypoxylaceae.